AUGCCUUUCCUGUGGUGUGGAUCUCGACAGAAAGGUCAGAAAUGGAAACAGAUUGAAGGUGCCAUCUCCCCCACUAGAAACAACUUCCAACUCUCUAACACGGUAACAGAAUCAGCAGCAAAUCUAGAACAGCUACCAUCAUGGACUGCUCCAGAUAACAAGCUCAUACUGCAAACCUUUGAAUGGCAUGUUCCCGCCGACCGCCAGCAUUGGCGUCGUCUGCAAAAUGCCUUACCAGAGUACAAGGCCAUUGGCGUUGAUCAAAUCUGGGUUCCCCCUGGAUGCAAGGGGAUGGAUGCUAAUGGCAAUGGCUAUGACAUCUACGACCUGUAUGACCUAGGAGAGUUCGAUCAGAAAGGUGCAGUCCCUACGAAAUGGGGUACCAAGCGUGAACUUGAAGAUUUGAUGUGUCAAGCGCAAAACUUGGGUAUUGGUGUUAUCUGGGAUGCUGUGCUCAAUCAUAAAGCUGGCGCGGACUAUCCGGAGCCUUUCCAGGCCGUCAAGGUUGAUCCUAAACGACGAGAUGUGGAUAUAUCUAAGCCAAUGGAAGUCAAUGGUUGGACAGGCUUUGAUUUCGCCGGUCGCAGGGACAUGUACAGCUCAAUGAAGUAUAACUGGCAACAUUUCAGCGGUGUCGACUGGGACGAUAAGAGCAAGCAAAGCGCAAUCUACAAGAUCGUCGAAUCAAACAAGGACUGGGCGCAAGAUGUCUCCACGGAGUUUGGAAACUACGAUUACCUCAUGUUUGCCGAUUUGGAUCUUACCCACCCAGAGGUCCGCGCAGACCUCAUGCAAUGGGGAACCUGGGUCACCAAAUCGCUAAGCCUUAACGGCAUGCGACUCGAUGCCGCCAAGCAUUUUUCAACGGAGUUCCAACGCGCAUUUGUGCAACAUAUUCGGAAAACAGCCAAUCCGGACUUUUUCGCCAUAGGAGAGUACUGGACUGGACAUUUACCCUCACUUCUGCGUUACCUGGAAGAUGUGGAGUAUAAUCUCUCUGCAUAUGAUGUACCUCUCCUGGAACGGUUCUCGAAGUUAUCGCAUGCACAGGCCGCAGACCUGCGCGGUAUUUUCAAAGAUACACUUGUACAGCGUCGGCCGGACCAUGCUGUGACCCUUGUUGCCAAUCACGAUACAGACCGAGCUAAUCAACGGCAGACCCCUGUAUCGCCCGCCUUCAAAUUACUAGCAUACGCACUAGUCCUCCUCCGCAAAGACGGUCACCCCUGCGUAUUCUGGGGUGACCUAUACGGGAUCCGAGCGAAUGUGGAUAACCCAAUGACACCAAGUUGUAACGGCCUUUUGCCCGUGCUAACACAAGCCCGGAAACUCUACGCCUACGGUGAACAACAGGAUUAUUUCGACCAGCCAAAUUGCAUAGGAUUCGUCCGCUACGGAAACGCCCGCCAUUUAUCCGGGCUCGCGUGUGUUAUCAGUAACGCCGGUCGGGGUACGCAGCGAAUGUUUGUUGGACAGCGUCAUGCAUUCGAGCAGUGGACGGAUCUCUUACAUCCCGAAAUGAAACCUGUCGUCAUUGAUAAAAAUGGUUAUGGAAAUUUCGGUGUUCAGGGGAUGAGUGCCAGUGUCUGGGUUGAUUCUGCCACAGUGGACCGGGAUGGUCUUAAAAGGGACUUUAAUGUGAAUAUCUACGCUUAA
Penicillium vulpinum is the source of this 1656-nucleotide messenger RNA. RefSeq names its product alpha-amylase. Bases 1 to 1656 code for a protein of 551 amino acids. Gene Ontology annotation, molecular function: hydrolase activity, hydrolyzing O-glycosyl compounds; calcium ion binding. The transcript has 6 exons. Gene Ontology annotation, biological process: carbohydrate metabolic process. The record is from RefSeq and is a predicted model, not a curated record. NCBI's taxonomy places the organism in Eukaryota, Fungi, Ascomycota, Eurotiomycetes, Eurotiales, Aspergillaceae.